AUCUGAGAUCAUUUAUUUGUUUUGCAGUCAUCAAAACGGAUCCAAAACAAAGCGAUUUACAGAUUUGUUUCUUAUACUUCGAAAAUGGGUAAAGGAAAACAGUUUUUAGACGGCAAAUCAAGUCAGUUAUACGAGCCGUGUGUUAUUGUUCAUGGUGGUGCUUGGAGCAUUCCCGAACAUCUUCAACCAAUAUGUCUUGAAGGCGUCAAGGARGCCGUCAGAGCUGGUUAUGGAAAGUUAUUACAGGGAGGUAGUGCUGUUGAUGGUGUAGAAGCUGCAGUCAUGAGUCUUGAAGAUAAUCCAGUAUUUAAUGCUGGACAUGGGUCUGUCUUAACUGAAGAUCGCACCGUGGAAAUGGAUGCCAUGGUAAUGGAUGGCAAAACAUUGCAUUCAGGGGCUGUCGCAUGCAUUCCAAAUGUGUCCAAUCCAGUAGCAGUUGCCCGUCUAGUGAUGGACAAGACAUCACACUGCCUGCUWGUAGGAAAUGGAGCAGUCAAGUUUGCUAAGAAAAACAAUGUUCCUAUCCUAGAUGAUCCCACUGUCCUUAUUUCAGAGUUUUCUAAAUUGAAGUCAGAGCUAGUAAAGGAUGAMAUGCAAAAUUUUGAUUCAAUGCUUGCUGCAACAAUGAACACUGAAUCACUUGUUGGUGAUCAACAAAAGAAAGUCGAAAUUAUCAAGGCACGAUUAAAUCAACAAAAUAUGCAUGAUACAGUGGGGGCAGUUGCCAUGGACUGCCAUGGAAACAUAGCAUCUGCCACAUCAACUGGUGGUAUACCAUUUAAGAUGCUUGGACGUGUUGGUGACUCUCCCAUGGUUGGCUCGGGAGGCUAUGCAAACUCCAGUGCAGGAGUUUCCACCACAGGACAUGGUGAAUCCAUCCUGAAAGUUGUUCUUGCUCGUGAGAUAGUCAGCCAUGUUGAAAGGGGUGCUACUCCCACCCAGGCUUGUCUGGAUGGACUACAAAUGAUGUACGACAAGACUGAGGGUCAGGGGGGUGUCAUAUGUAUUGAUAAUAAUGGUAACUUUGGACAUUCUCACACAACUGAAACYAUGUCAUGGGCUACUUUGAAAGAGGGAGUUUUAUCAUAUGGGUGCAUGCCAGGGGAAGUAAUGAAAAUACAGGAAUUCUAAUUAUGAAACAAUUUUGAUUUUGUCAAAAUUACAUAUGUAGAAAUUAGGUUAGGGAUGAUUAACACAGUAAUAGAUCAAUAGUGGGACAUUUUUCAAAGCUAAAGGGCAUCAUUUCUUGAAUGAUUCAGUGUACGUAUGUAAAUCAGGUAGCAAUAUUUCCAUUCUUUCUGUAUAGUGGUAAUUUCUAUUAAAAUUUAUUUUAUUCAA
Messenger RNA from Exaiptasia diaphana, 1338 nucleotides. RefSeq names its product isoaspartyl peptidase/L-asparaginase. NCBI's taxonomy places the organism in Eukaryota, Metazoa, Cnidaria, Anthozoa, Actiniaria, Aiptasiidae. The transcript has 4 exons. Bases 85 to 1131 code for a protein of 348 amino acids. The record is from RefSeq and is a predicted model, not a curated record. Gene Ontology annotation, molecular function: asparaginase activity.